Messenger RNA from Dentiscutata erythropus, 215 nucleotides. Lineage: Eukaryota; Fungi; Glomeromycota; Glomeromycetes; Diversisporales; Gigasporaceae. The record is from the annotation of a GenBank genome assembly.
AUGAAAGAAAAGAUUGCGAAUUCAGAUUCACAAGAAACUUUUUUUUUGAAUUUCAUUGAUGGAAAUUACGAAUAUGUUAACUCUGAUGAAGAUGAUGACUUAUUAGAUAAUGAUAGUACGAGUUUUUUUAGUGAAGGCCUGGCAUCUGAAAAUUUUGGAACAGAAAGCACCACAAAUGAUUGUGAAAUAGAAAUGUACACAAUGUCAUUCUGGGG